Folsomia candida is the source of this 2206-nucleotide messenger RNA. RefSeq names its product carboxylesterase 5A-like. The record is from RefSeq and is a predicted model, not a curated record. Lineage: Eukaryota; Metazoa; Arthropoda; Collembola; Entomobryomorpha; Isotomidae.
UAUGUAGUAAUGUGUCUAUAUAUAAAUGUAUCUAUGCCUACGACUCAUCUUAAUCAAACCACCUUCUAAGCACUAGAUUGCAUAUUAUUACCGAGACAAUAAAACUGACGAAUGACACUAUAAUCGGCAUUCUUUGUUCUUUCACUUUCAGUCAAACUGUCACCAACCAAAGAUGCACACAAGAUAUAUCCCGAAAUACUACACAAUGAUUAAUUCUCGUCAAAUUUGCGUCUUAUUUUUCAUACUUAUUCCUUCAUUGUCUAACUUUACCAUCUGUGACGAAGUGCUAACAGACUCUCCACGUGUGGAAAUAAGUUCUGGAAAACUGGUUGGCACGUUCGAGUUUACCAGAGAAAACAGAAAAUUUAAACAAUUCCUUGGCAUUCCGUACGGCCACGUGGAAAAAAGAUUCGAUAUUUCAGUGCCUGCCAAAUCUUGGAACGGAACAAGGUUUGCGACAAAUUCGGGACCCGGCUGUGCCCGAUAUGCUUUAAGCAAUCGACAAUUUUACGGAGUAGAGGAUUGCUUAACACUGGAUGUGUCUUCAAUUCAUGCUCGCUGACUACAAUGAAACAAAUAUCUUUCUUCCCGUCAUGGUUUGGUUUCACGGGGGUGGCUUCGUGGACGGGACUGGAGGUUCGUACGGGGCAAAAUAUUUCAUGGACCAGAGCGUUGUCCUCGUCACCGUAAAUUAUCGAUUGGGGGCGUUAGGAUUUUUGAACGUCAAAUCUGCUCGUGGCAAUCAAGGCUUGAAAGACAUGAUUCUUGCGUUGAAAUGGGUGAAACAAAAUAUUUACGUUUUCUCUGGUGAUAAAAAUAGGGUCACCAUAUUUGGAGAAAGUUCUGGAGGUGUGGCCGUAUCGUUGUUGAUGUUGUCCCAAAAUGCGAGAGGGUUGUUCCAUCGUGCCAUCAUUCAAAGCGGGACGGCAACAUGUCCAUACGUCUUUCGGGCCGGGACAGGAAUCAAAUACGCUAAAAGGCUGGGUCAAAGACUUCAGUGCCCAAAAAGCACUAACGAGGAUUUAGUCGCAUGUUUGCAACUCGUAGAUGUAGAGAAACUGGAAAAAUCGACCGACUUUGUUGGCCCAUUUGGAUUCAAUCCUGACACCGUAAUCCAUAUGGGCCCAACGUUAGAGACGUAUCGUCCAAAUGAUGGACUCACUUUUAUCACAAAAGAUCCUUGGAGUAUUUUACAAAGUGGACACUUCAUCAAAAUUCCAGUCAUAAUUGGAAUGACAUCCCAUGAAACCAAGGGAAUGGUGGAGGCCUUGCUUCUAACACCUGCCAGAAUUCAGCGCCUCAAUUCGAACUUGUCUUUACGACUCUCAACAUCAUUGCUAUACUAUGAAACGGCCGAGGAUCCAUCCCUCAUUACAAAAUUGUUGCAACAAUAUUAUUUUAAUCGUUCUGAACAACUGGAUGCCCACAACGUUGACGAUUUAGAACGGUUAUUCUCGGAAAGAUCAAUUGUUCACUGUACGCGAAAGUAUGCUGCAGCCUAUGCAAAUUAUAGCACCGUGUAUGCCUACAAUUACACGAAGAAAGAGCUGGUCGCAGAUGUGGACAAGUUGGAACUGAGUUCUUCAGAUCCCCCUACACGAUUUCCCGAACAUUCUGAAGAACUCCAGUACCUCUUUUACCCCAAACCACCACUGGACACUUUCAUGCCGAAAAUUACUGAAGAUAGCAACGGAUUUUAUUUUUCCCGUUAUUUUGUCUCCCUCUGGACAACUUUCGCUAGAGAUGGAGCACCGAGUAACUUGUGGGGUAGAAAUCCUGUUGAAUGGACCCCAUUGAAAGCUGGACAGCGUCAGGAAUACUUGCAACUUGACGAGUAUCCAAGAAUGACUGUGACUGAUGAACGGUUCGAGAACAGUUGGAAGUUUUGGGACGAUCUUCCUCUCAAAGAGUAUGGGAAAAUCUGAUGGCAAUGGUAAUUAUUGGUAAUCCUAAAUACGACCCACCUCGAAAGUACAUUCAUAACUGCGCUAAUGAUGGCUUGGCAUGUAAUAUUAUAUAAAGAACUAAAUUUGUGAAAGUGAUGAUCGACAAAUUUGAUUAUAUGACAAACUGAUUAGAAACUUGUUAAAAUAUUUACAUUAUAAAUAAGUAUACCUUAAAUUGUACGCGUUCUAAUUUAGUUGUUAAGUAUGUGGAAUGUGACACGUGUGAACCAUUUUUAAAUUUAAUUAAAGUAUAGCGUUUA